CUCCGCACCCUGCUGCCCAAGGCCCGCGCCGGCGCCGCGCCCCGCACCGAGCUCGUGCUCAAAGAUGUUUUGAAUGGAACUGUGACAUUUUUACCAUUGGAAGAAAGUGAUGAUGGGAAAUACCAGCUGAAAAAAUGCAACAUAUAUCAAAUUCAACUUAAACACAUAAAAGAUAAUGAAUGGUCUAUCUCUAUUAUAACUUCAUCUCCAGAAAGCUGGGUUUCAGAUGGAAUUGUGUAUCCCAAAACAACAUGGUUGGGAAAUGAACUGUUGUCCAAACUGGCUAAGUGGUCCCUGGAGCAAAAACAGAGCGAGUUUAAAAGCACACUCUCACUCAUUUCUGUAGCAAAGUACAGCAAGAUUUAUCAAGAACUAAAGGAAAAAUAUAAAGAGAUGGUGAAGGUGUGGCCUGAAGUAACUGAUCCUGAAAAAUUUGUAUACGAAGAUGUUGCCAUUGCUGCAUAUCUUCUUAUCCUUUGGGAGGAGGAGCGAGCAGAAAAAGGCUUGUCUAAGAAACAGUCUUUUGUGGAUCUUGGAUGUGGAAAUGGUUUGCUGGUUCACAUUCUAAGCAGAGAAGGGCAUCCAGGCAAAGGAAUUGAUGUCAGACGAAGAAGAAUAUGGGACAUGUAUGGACCUCAAACACAUUUAGAGGAAUGUGCAGUCAAACCAUGUGGGAGUUACCUGUUUCCAGAUGUUGACUGGCUAAUAGGAAACCAUUCAGAUGAGCUAACACCAUGGAUACCUGUAAUAGCAGCAAGGUCUUCAUAUUCUUGUUGCUACUUUGUACUGCCUUGUUGCUUCUUUGAUUUUCAUGGAAAAUAUAACCGAAGGCAGAGCAAGAAGACACAGUACAGAGAGUAUCUGGAUUUUGUUACACAAGUGGGAUGUGCAUGUGGCUUUAAUGUAGAAGAAGACAGUCUUCGAAUUCCCUCAACAAAAAGGGUAUGCCUAAUUGGCAAGUCCAGAACAUAUCCAUCUACUCAAGAAUCUCUAAUUGAUAAGCAGCGGACACAGUAUAUCAAUAGCCGUCAAUCUUGCACUGUGAUCCCACAGGACAGACGAGUUGGAUCUAAUCACUAUGACAAUCAUAACAUCAAAAAGAGUGCAGGUGACAAAGCAGCAGAUUUGGAAUUUCCUGAAAAUGAGACUAAGAUAGAUGAUAGUGGGAUCUGGCUUUCUGGAUUUCGGCCCAGAGAAAAAGUAGAACAAGUCAGGAACUGUGCUACUCUUCCUCGGGAUUUUGUAGAUGAUGUGGUUCUGGAUGUAGCUAACUUAUUGUUAAGUGCAACCCAAGAAAAACCCUAUAAUAUGCCUGAUGGAAGUCUGAAUACCUGGAAUAAAGGAGAUAGUCUGCCCUUGAGGGAAGUAGCAGAACAUUUGGACAAAGAGACGUUAAAGAGGCUAAAGAGUGAAUAUGGGGGUCUGCAAACACUGCUCAAGAACAAUCAUCAGGUAUUUGAAGUUAUAAAUGGGAGAGUUCAGAUCCGUGACUGGAGAGAAAAGAAGCAGGUGAAGAAAACCACACCAGAAAUCAAACGAAGGCUUUCUGCUGAAGCUUUCAAAACACGCCUCUGUUGGUUUUUCAUUCAUCACCCUGAUGGCUGUUCUUUGACUUCUGAAUCCUGUCCAUAUGCUCAUGGGACUGAGGAGCUGAGACAACCUCAGAUUUUGAAAAAGAUAAAGCAUAUGCAAUAAUAAAGUUCUGUCAGUUUUAAGCUUAACCAGCAUAAACAUCUUUCUGACUAAUUUCAGAGACUGCAUACUACAUGCAGAACUGUAUAAAUUGUUUAUAAUUCUUUUGUACUUAUUUUGUUUAUCCAUUUUGUUAUACAGCCAUCUUUAUUUUUUAAUUUGGGGAUUGUUACAUUGAAAGAAACAGUGGUACGAUAUAUGUAUUUUCUUUAUUUUGGCAACUAAAAAUAUAGAAUUUCCCUUUCUAUUUUU
Messenger RNA from Gavialis gangeticus (Gharial), 1944 nucleotides. It is a transcript of the gene TRMT44, whose product is annotated as tRNA methyltransferase 44 homolog (S. cerevisiae). Gene Ontology annotation, molecular function: tRNA (uridine) methyltransferase activity; metal ion binding. The record is from RefSeq and is a predicted model, not a curated record. Lineage: Eukaryota; Metazoa; Chordata; Crocodylia; Gavialidae. Gene Ontology annotation, biological process: tRNA methylation. The annotation marks the transcript as partial. The transcript is spliced from 11 exons.